Messenger RNA from Rhizophagus irregularis DAOM 181602=DAOM 197198, 670 nucleotides. Lineage: Eukaryota; Fungi; Glomeromycota; Glomeromycetes; Glomerales; Glomeraceae. The record is from RefSeq and is a predicted model, not a curated record.
AUGACCGCAAAUAAAAUGCAAUUAAUUAUACUUUUUAAACAAGAAAAUACCACGUCAGUAAGAAGAAGAGUCAUCGAAUUAGCGGAACAACAAAAUGAUCUUGAAACAUAUAAGACGCUAAAUGAUGAUUUCACAAAAAGACUAGAAGAUGUAAAUCGAUAUCAAGAUGGAAAAGAAGUCGGAGACAAAAUGCCGAUCUUGGAAUCACCUCACGCCCCGUCUCGCAAGCCUGUCUUGGUUGAGACAAACGAGAAUGAGCACGACGAGAAUAAUAUGGAAUCGGAAGAAGAAGCAGAAAAAGAAGAAGAGACGAGCGUAAAACAAGAAUCAGUAAAGAUUACGCCAAAUGCGGGUUGGGAGAAAGAUUGAAAUAAUUAACGUUAAACGUGAGACCGUUGGGAAUCAUCUAUCAUGAUAGUUAUAGCAUAGGUUUAGUUUUAUUACAAUUUUCAACCUUUUCCCUACGUUAAAUAGUUUGAAAGCUUAGUUAGGUUUCUUUUAAAUUUAAUUUUUUGAUCAUGGGAGGGAGUAAGUAUUUAUUUUAUUUUUGUAAUGUUUUUUUAUUAAAUAGAUUAAACUCUGUUAUAGGGUUAUCACGUGUUUGACACGGUUAGCUCUAAGUAUCUUGUUAUUAAGGAUACAUUAUUUAUUAAAUCCUAAUAAAGAUGCG